This is a messenger RNA of Australozyma saopauloensis, 702 nucleotides long. It is a transcript of the gene GIR2, whose product is annotated as Gir2p. The transcript has a single exon. Gene Ontology annotation, biological process: cytoplasmic translation. Lineage: Eukaryota; Fungi; Ascomycota; Pichiomycetes; Serinales; Metschnikowiaceae. Gene Ontology annotation, molecular function: protein binding. Bases 1 to 702 code for a protein of 233 amino acids. The record is from RefSeq and is a predicted model, not a curated record.
AUGGAUUAUCAGGACGAACAGAAACAGGAACUUGAAGUCCUUGAAUCAAUCUAUCCAGAUGAGCUUGAAAUCUUGUCUGAAACACACUUCACAAUCAGAAUCGGCCUCGACACGCAAACAGACAGAAGGCAUGGUUUACUUCUUGAUGUGAGAUUCCCAGAAACAUACCCAGAAGUUGUUCCUAAACUUGGUAUCGAAUAUCUUGAGGAAGAAGACGAAGAAGAAGUAUACGAUCUGGACGAAGAUGAUGAUGGCGAUGAAAAAUUCGUGAGUCUAGCUGAGACAAUGAUUUUCGAAAAGCCAGACUUUGCGACGUUGCUAUCUAAGCUCGAUGAAGAAGCAGAGCUCAAUGUUGGCAUGCCUUCUAUUUUUGCCAUUGCUGCUAUUCUAAAAGACGAAGCCGAGAUUUUAUUCCAGAAUAAGGUGGAUAAUGCCCAGAAAGCGUAUGAUGAAGAACUUCUAGCAAAAGAGAAGGAGGAACAAAAGAAAUUCCACGGAACGGAAGUCACAAAAGAAUCAUUCAGUAACUGGAGGAAGAGUUUCCGUCAAGAAAUGAAUAUCGACAAACUUAUUAAGGAAAGGUUUGAGAAGAUGCAUAAUGGUAAGAUGACUGGUCGUGAGAUAUUCGAGAAGGGCCUCGCUGGUGAAGCUGACGAUGAUUUCCCCGAACUUGCCGAAUCGACUGCUAAGUUAGAAAUAUAA